Messenger RNA from Lutra lutra (Eurasian river otter), 10268 nucleotides. RefSeq names its product spectrin beta, non-erythrocytic 5 (gene SPTBN5). The transcript has 64 exons. NCBI's taxonomy places the organism in Eukaryota, Metazoa, Chordata, Mammalia, Carnivora, Mustelidae. Gene Ontology annotation, biological process: actin cytoskeleton organization. Gene Ontology annotation, molecular function: actin filament binding. Gene Ontology annotation, cellular component: cortical actin cytoskeleton; cell projection; cell junction. The record is from RefSeq and is a predicted model, not a curated record. Bases 120 to 10238 code for a protein of 3372 amino acids.
GGGAGGAGGUGGCCUGCAGGUGAGCCCGGGGCACGGAAACUAUCCUCAAAACAGGGCAACUGGAGAUCACUGGGCGCUGGCAGCGACUUCUUGAACGUCUCCAAGGGCAGAAGAAGCAGAUGGCAGACCUGCAGGCUAUGCUGGGCUUGCUGCACGAGGUGGAGAGUGCCUCCAAUCAGCUCAAGGAGCUCCAGGUGCUGGCCAGCUCCACAGCCUGUGAGCAGCAGCUGGCAAAGACCAUGGAGCUACUGCAGAAGCAUGACCUGCUGGAGGCCCAGGUGUCUGCCCACGGAGCCCAUGUGCACCAUCUUGCCCUCCAGACAGCGGAGCUGGACUCCUCCCUGGGCACUGGUGUGGAGGUGCUGCAGGCCAAGGCCCAGGCACUGGCCCAGCUCCACUGGAGCCUGGUGUCUCUGGUCAAGGCCCGGCGGGCCUUGCUGGAGCAGAGCCUGCAGCAGGCUGAGUUCCUGCACCACUGCGAGGAGGAGGAAGCCUGGUUGAAGGAGCGCGGGCAGCUGGUGGAGGAUGAGGCCCUGGGCCCGGACCUUGGCCAGAUCAGAACAGCCCUGCAGAAACACAAGGCCCUGGAAGCCGAGCUGCGCCACCACCAGAACGUGUGCAUUGAUCUCGUGCGGAGGGGAUGCGACCUGAGUGCCCGCGGGCACCGCAUGCGGCCAGAUCCCCACGAGAGGGCCGAGGCACUGCAGGGCACGUUGCAGCGGCUCAGGGCUGGGGCAGCCAGGCGUGGGGCGCGGCUGCAGGCAACUCUGCUAGCCCGGCAGUACUUGGCCGACGCGGCAGACGCGGCCUCUUGGCUGCGUGAACAGCGGUCGGCCCUGGAGAGCGCCCCCUGCGGACGGAAUCCCGCAGCCACCGAGGCCCUGCUGCUGCGCCACCGGCGGCUGGAGCGCGCGGUUCAGGCCUUCGGGGCCGAGCUGCGGCAGCUGGAUGAGCAGGCACGCGCGGCCGCAGCGCAGGUGUCGCUCACGGUGGUGUCUGCCCUGAGCUCUCCGAAGAAAGCCCUGAGCCACCUGGGGACCUGGAGUGAGGUCUCCUGCCACUCCGGCCCCCCGGGCACCUGGAAGAUGGCCCUCUCGGCUGAGCCUGACGCCAUCUUUGACCCUAACACCAUACUCCAGACACAGGACUGCCUGAGCGGAGACUAUGAGGGCCUGCAGGCCCUGGCAAAGCACCACAGGGCGCGCUUGGAGGAGGCAGUAGCCCUGUGGGGCUUCCAUGGCUUCUGUGGGGAGCUGCGGUCCUGGCUAGAGAACCAGACAGCACUGCUCCAAACGUUGCAGCCCCAGGCCCACAACUUAGAGGUCACUCGGCUCACAUAUGAGAACUUCCUCACUACCCUGGCUGUGGGAAGGGGCUACUGGGCUGAGGUCAGCAGCAAUGCAGAACAGCUGAAGCAGAGAUAUCCUGAAGGUACCCCCAGAAUUCAGCAACAGCAGGAGGAAUUGAGCCAGAGGUGGGGGCAGAUGGAAGCUCUGAAGAAAGAGAAGGAAACACAACUGGCACACACCACAGAUGUGUGCACUUUUCUGCAUGAGUGUGGAUCCACACAGGUCCAGCUGCAAGACCUGAUUCUCCAGCUGGAAACCCUCCAGCUGGGGCAAUCCAAGGACAGCCACCGCCCCCUGCAGCUGGCCCAGCAGAAGAUGUUAACGCUGGAGAGGAGAGUCCACUACCUGAAAAGGGCAGCCAUGAAGGCUGAGGAGCUGGGCCCCCCAGAGAGCCGGUCCCUGCAAGAACAGGUGGAGCCGCUGUGGGAGCUGCUGGAAAGGGGACAGCAGCAGGUGGCCCGACAGGCUAGGGCCUGGGCUGAAGCGCGGGCACGGCAGAGCUUCCUGCAGGAGAGCCAGCAGCUGCUGCUGUGGGUGGAAGGCAUCUGGGCUCAGCUGCGCGGGGAGGAGAAGGUGGUGGAUGUGGCCUCAGCCCAGCAGCUGCUGAUGGAGCACACAGACCUGCUGGUGGAGAUCCAGCUACAACAGGAGAGGCUGCAGCAGCUGGAGGCUCAGGGCCAGACCCUUUCAGCCUUGGACUCCCCGGACUCCCAGGAGGUGGCCCGCACUCUGAGGCUCCUGGGCCAGCAAGGCCCAGGCCUGCAGGCCGCCUGGGAGCAGAGACGGCAGCGGCUGCAGGAGGGGCUGGAGUUGCAGAGGUUUGGCGGAGAUGUCGAUGGUUUCACUGCCACCUGUGCCAGACACGAGGCCUUCCUGCAGCGGGACAAGCUUGGGGACGAUGUUGGGGAAGCCCAGAGCCUGCUGCAGCAGCACCAGGACUUUGGGCGGCUCCUGGGCAUCCUUGGCCAUCGAGUAGAGGCUCUGCGGGCACGUGGUGAGAAGCUGGCCCUGAGCCAACACCCUGCUGCACACAAGGUCCGGGAACAAUUGCAGAGUGUCCAGGCACAGUGGACCAGGGUCCAGGAGAGGAGCGAGCAGAAGAGGAGGUGGCUGCUGGCUUCCCUCCAGCUGCAGGAAUGGCAGCAGGAUGUGGCAGGGCUGGUGCUGUGGAUAGAGGAGAAGGGGCUGAGGGCAGCGGAGGAGCCUUCCCUAGAGCCCAGCGACAUCCUGCAGCAAGCCGCGUGGCAUGAAGCCGCCAAGCGUGAGCUGCUGGCCUCCUCUGGGCACGUGGAGGGCCUACAGCAGGCGGGGAGACGGCUGCUGAGCGACGGGCACUGUGCCGGGGAAGCUGUGCAGGCCAGCCUUCAGGGCCUGAGCAGCAAGUGGGAAGAGUUGAAGAACAAUCUGGCCAGGCAGGGGGACCGGCUCCAGCAGACUAGACAGCUUCUGGGGCUGCUACAGGAUGCCAAGGAGAAGAUGAAGCAGCUGGAGAGGAGCCUGCAAAGCGCACAAACAGGGCAAGACCUGGGUUCCAGCCGGGAGUUACAGAAACGGCACUGCCAACUGGAAAGCGAGAGCCAGGCACUGGCCAGCAAGAUGGCUGCCCUCGUCUCCCAGGCCCACCAGGGGCUCACUUCUCAGACCAUUAUGGAGGAGACCCAGAAGUACCUACAGAGGUUCAAGUCUCUGCAGGGACCUCUGGCCACCCAUUGCCUACAGCUGCAGGCCUCAGUGGAGCUGCAUGAGUUCUACCAACUGAGCAACCUGGAGCUCACUUGGGUGACUGAGCGCAUGGCCAGAGUCGGCUCCGCCCAGUGCUUAAAUGGUGCCCAGAGCCUUUGCCACAAGCACGAGGAGCUCGGGGCAGAGAUGAGAGCCCACCAGGGACAGGUACAGCACGUGCUGGGUUCUGGACAGAGCCUUGCGGCCUCGGGGCACCCCGAAGCCCCGCGCAUCCUGGAGCAAUGCCAGAAGCUGGAGGGCCGCUGGGCCAAGCUGGAGCGGACGUGGGAGGUGCAGGCCCAGUGCCUGCAGCAGGCUGUGGCUCUCCAACAGUGUUUUCUGGCUGCAUUGGAGCUGGAGGACUGGGUAAAGGAAAAGCAGCCACUGGUGAGCAGUGAGGACUGUGGUGGAGAUGAAGCAGCCACCUCCAGGCUCAUCAAGAAGAACCAGGCCCUGCAGCAGGAACUGGCUCUCUGCUGGAGCUCCAUGGAGAAGCUUGACCAGAGGGCACAAAUCCUCGCUGGCCCCGGGGCCCCGGAGCACCUGCUCGUGGUACGGGAGAGGCUCUGGGAGCAGCUGAGGGCACUGCGGGAACGUACAGCCACACGGGGCCGAGAGCUGGAGGGGACUCUGAAGCUGCAUGAGUUCAUGGGGGAGGCUGAGGAGCUGCGGACCUGGCUGGCUAGCCAGAAGCAGGUGGCCGGGCUUGGGGAGAGCCUCGGAGAAGACCAUGAGCACAUCCUGCACCUCUGCACUGAGUUCACAAGGUUUCAGCGGCGAGUGGAGCUGGGUGCCCGGAGGGUGGCGGCCUGCCAGCAGCUGGCAGAGAGCCUGCAGGAUCUCGGGCACAGGGCCGCCCCUGAUGCCCAGCAGACGCAGCAGCACCUGCAGGCUGCCUGGUCAGAGCUGUGGGAGCUGACCCAGGCCCGAGGCCACCAGCUGCAAGAUGCCGAGGUCACCCUCCGAGUACACAGAGAUCUGUUGGAAGCCCUCACACAGGUCCAGGAGAAAGCCACAAACCUCCUCAGUGAGGUGGCCCCAGACCUGCGUGGACUGGAAGCUCAGCUGAGGAGACACGAAGAGCUGGAGCAUGAGCUCAGGGGCGCUGGGCAGCAGCUGCAGGAACUGCUAGAGGCUGCAAGUGCAGUUCAGAAGCGGGGGCCGGGACCCCAGGCCCAGGCCGUGUGGCAGAGCCAGGAGGCUCUGGGGCAGGCCUGGGAAGCCCUGAAGCUACAUGUGGAGCAGCGCAGGACGCGGCUGGAGCAGGCAUGCCUCCUGGCCCGUUUCCAUAGAGCGGUGCAGGACUACACCUCCUGGGCGGCCGCUAUGUGGAGGGAGCUGCAGGGACAAGAGGGCUCCCAGGAGCCCAGCUGUGGCCUUCCCACACUACUCAGCAGCCACCAGCAGCUCCGGGCAGAGCUGGAGGCCCGGGAGGAGCUGCACCAGAGGGCCUCAAAGCUGGGCCAGCAGGCGCUUCAGGCUGUAGUAGGGACACCCAUCAAGGAGGUCCAGGAAGGGCUGCGAGCCCUUCGGGAUGAACGGGAGCAGGUGUUCCAGGCCUGGGAGCAGAAGGAAGAGAAGCUGCAGGCCAUGCAGCGGGAGCAACUCUUCCUCAGAAAGUGUGGUCACCUGGACCAGAUCCUCACGGUCCAGGAGAUCUCCCUGAAAACUGGUGCACUGGGAAGCUCAGUGGAAGAGGUAGAGCAGUUGAUCCGCAAACACAAGACUUUCCAGAAUGUUCUGAUGGCCCAAGAUGAGAAGGAGGCAGCCCUGUGUGAGCAAGCAAAGACACUUGGGGGCCCCAUCGUGCAGGAUCGGCUCCACACAGUGUUAGAGCAUCGGGCUCAAGUGAAGGACCUGGCAGAGAGCCGGGGACAAGCCUUGCACACCUGUCUCCUGAUGACUGGCUUCACCAGGGCUGUAACCCAGGCCCAGGACUGGAUUGAGGAGCGAGUCCAGCAGCUGAGAGAGCCAAUCCCUCCUGGGGACCUGAAAGAUAAACUGAGGCUUCUGCGAAAACACCAGGCCUUCGAGGCUGAGAUCCAGGCCCACGAGGAGGUCAUAACCUCUGUCACGAAGGAUGGCGAGUCUCUCCUGGCACAGAGCCCCCCUCGGGCAGGAGAGGUCUCCCAGAGGCUGCAGGAGCUGCAGGAACACUGGCAGAAGCUGAGGCAGGCAGUGGCUCUCCGGGGCCAGGACCUGGAGGACAGGUGGAAGUUUCUGGAGUUCCUGCGGAGAGCUGACCUUACUGAUGCCUGGAUCCAGGAGAUGGAGGCGAUGGUGAACCUGGGCGAGCUGGGCCAGGACCUUGAGCACUGUCUGCAGCUCCGCAAGCGUCUCCGGGAGCUCCCAGGAGUCUGGGCCGAGGACACCAUGGAUGGCAUCCACAUCAGGAGCAUCAGUGACUUGUCCCUAAAGCUCGAGAACCUGGACCCUGAGCAAGUCAAGACCAUCAACAAGUGGCGACAGCAGCUGAACAGCAGAUGGAAGAGUUUCCGUGGCAACCUACUCUGGUACCAGCAGCAGCUUGAGGGGGCCCUGGAGAUACAUACAUUGUCCCGAGAGCUGGAUGGCGUCACUGAGCAGAUUGGGGAGAAGGCCGCCCUGGUCCAGGCCCUGGGCUAUGGGAAAGAUCGAGAGAGCUUGCAGAGGCUGAUCCGGAAACACAAGGAGUUGGAGCAGGAAAUAGGCCUCCUCCAGGCCCAGGUGGAGUCCCUAGAGCGGGCGGUGGGCCGCGUCUGCCAGAGAAGUCCUGGGACAGCCCACCGCCUCAGCAGCAAGCAGCGGGAGGUGACGGACAGUUGGUGGCAGCUCUGGAGGGGGACCCAGAAGCGGAGGGAGUCCCUGGAGGCCUUAUACGAAGCUCAGAGUCUGCAGGCCGAUCUGCGGCACUUGUCAGUCUGGGCCCAGGGGCUGCGGGCGGAGAUGGAGGCCCGAAGCACCCCGAGCAGCCCUGCGGAGGCCCGGCGCAGGCUGGAGGAGCACCAGGAGCUCAAGGCCGAGCUGGACUUGAGGACAAAUCACAUCGGCCUGGCCCGAAGCACUGGGCAGCGACUGCUUGCAGCAGGGCACCCAGCUCCCCCCGACCUCCUCCAGGCCCUGGCUGGCUUAGACCAGGAGCUGAACAGCCUGGAAACGGCCUGGCAGGACCACCAGCUCCAGCUGCAACGGGCCCUGGAGCUUCAGCUGGUUCUGAGUUCCGUGGAGCAGAUGGAAAGUUGGCUCUGCAGCCAGGAGGCCUGCCUCACUAGCAAGGGUCUCGGGGACUCUUGGGCCGCUGCGGAGACCCUCCUGAGGAAGCACGAGGUGCUGGAGCGGGGCCUGGAGGCUCAGGCUGAAAAGAUGAGCGCGCUGGAGGCCACGGCCCGCAGGCUGCACCAGGCUGGGUACCCCGAGGCCCAGAGUGCCCUGGGUCGGUGCCAGGCCAUGCUCCUGAGGAAAGAGGCACUGGUAGAGCGAGCCAGGACCCGUCGCCGCCAGCUGGAGGAGCUCCAGCAGCUGCAGACUUUCCUGCAGGAUUCCUUCGAGGUGGCCACGUGGCUGAGGGAGAAGCACUCAGUGGCCCUGGAAGAGGGCUGGAGGGACCCUGCUCUGCUGCAGGCCCAGCUGUGGAAGCAACGGAGUCUCCAGGCUGAGCUAGAUGCAAGUGUCCACCAACGACAAAGGCUGCAAAAGGAGGGACAGAUGCUGCUGCAGGAGGGCCACCCAGCCUCAGAGACCAUCCGGGAGCGUCUGCGGGAGCUGGGGGAGCUCUGGGAUGAGCUGCAGGCCAACAGCCGGAGGAAGGCAGCCAUGCUGCAGGUGGUUUGUGAGGCCCUGCAUCUCCGGCGGAGAGUGGAGGAACUAGAGAGCUGGCUGGAGCUUGUGGAGGUUGAGCUGAGAGCCCCUGUCAGGGACCAGGACCAGCCUGGGCUAGAAAAGCUCCUGGGGGCACAGGGAGAGCUGGAGGCCACUGUGGAAGGGCAGGCCAGGCAGGCACAGUGGCUGUGGGACCAGGCCCAGGUCCUUACAGGGGAAGGCCUCUGCCUCGCCCAAGAUGUGAAAGACCAGGCCCUGCAGCUGCUUCGGAGGUUUGAGUGCCUGAGGGAACCCCUGCGGGAGCGCAGAGCUGCCCUGGAGACCCGGAGCCGCCUCCUGCAGUUCUUCAGGGAUGCCGAUGACGAGAUGGCGUGGGUGCGGAAGAAGCUGCCCCUGGCCACCACCCAGGACUGUGGACAGAGCCUGAGCGCUGUGCAACAGCUGCAGGAGAAGCACCAGAACCUGGAGAAUGAGAUGAGUAGCCACGAGGCUCUGAUCAAGGCCGUGGUGGCCGAGGGACACCAGCUGGCACAGGCCGGGCCCUUUGCCACGGAGGCUGCCGCCCGGGUGCAGCAGCUGGAGAGUGCCGUGGGUGGCCUGCGGGCAGAGGCCACGCGGAGGCGGCUGCAGCUGCAGCAGGCUCAGGAGGCCCAGCAGUUCCUGAUGGAGCUCCAGGAGGCAGAAGCCUGGCUGGAAGAACAGGGCUGUGUCCUGGACCUCAAGGAUGUUGGCCAGAGUGCCGAGGCCAUGCGUGCCUUUCUGCGGUGGCUGGAGGCCACCCGGAGAGACCUAGAGGCGUUCGGCCUGCGCAUUGAGAGCCUGCAGCAGACGGCAGCCCUCCUGGAGAGCAGGCAGAACACGGAAAGCGGCAGGGCACUGGCCCGGAUGCAGGCGGUGAGGGAGGCCCACUCAGGGCUGCUGCUGAGGGCGGACAGCAGGCGGCAAGGCUUGCGGGAACAGCUACAGCUCCACCAGCUGGAACGGGAGGCCCUACUUCUCGAGGCCUGGCUGGCCAGCAAGGCUGCCACGGCUGAGUCGCAGGACCACGGGCAGGACCUGGAGGCUGUCACGAUAUUGGAAGAGAAGUUUGAUGCUUUCCGAAAGGAAGCUCAGAGCCUGGGGCAGGCCAAGGUGCAGGCCCUGAGGGAGCUGGCAGACUCCCUGGAACGGAUGGCACCCAGGUGCACUCCCCAGAUUCAAGCCCAGAGGAGUCGCAUUGAGGCCGCUUGGGAGAGGCUGGACGGGACAAUAAAAGCCCGCAUCCAGAGCCUGGCCAUAGCCCGGGAGGUCCGGGGCUUUGAGCAGGCAGCAGCUGAGCUCCAGGAAUGGAUGCAAGAGAAGGCCACCCAGAUGGUGAGAGACAUCUGUGACCAUAGCCCGUCAUCAGUGCAGACCUUGCAGCAACAGCACAGGGGCCUGGAGCGGGACCUGGCAGCUGUGGAGAAGGAGGUGGCCCGGGUGCAGAUGGAGGCUUGCCGGCUGGGCCAGCUUUACCCUGCGGUUCAGGAGGGCUUGUGCAAGCAGCUGGCCAGGGUGGAGGAGGCCUGGGCAACCCUGGAUGUGAAGGCUCAGGAGCGGGGUCGGCAGCUGGAGCAGGCUGCUCAGGGCCAUGCCUUCCUCAGUUGCUGUCGGGAACUGCUAGCAUGGGCUCAGGAGAAGCAAGCUCUGGUCUCUUCCGAGGAGCUGGCUGGGGACAUGGUGGGGGCUGAGCGGCUCCUGGUGCAGCAGGCAGAGCUGGGGCAUGAACUCCAGGAGCCUUGCCUUCGCGCCCACGAUGUACAGCAGGAAGGGCAGCAGCUGAUAGACAGCGGCCACUUCAUGUCUCUGGAGGUGGCAGCGUGUCUGCGGGAGCUAGAAGGGCAGCUGCAGGCACUCACGAAGGCCUGCACCCUGCGCCAGGAGCGCUGCGAGGAGAACUGGGGCCUGCAGAAGCUACGGCAGGAGCUAGAUUGGGCUGAGGCUUGGCUGGCCUCCCGGGAGGUUCUACUGCUGGACCCCAACUAUGGGCACACUGUGUCCGACGUGCAGCUGCUACUCUGCAGACACCAGGACUUAGAGAAGUUGCUGGCAGCCCAGGAAGAGAAGUUUGCCCAGCUGCAGAGGAGGGCAGGGGUGGACCGGAAGCUGCUGCAGCAAGUGACAGGGUUGGAGCCCAGGAGUGCUGGCCACAGGCUCACAUCCCCCAAGCAGAGGCCCUUUGGAAGCUGGUGGCCAGGAGUACAGCUGGUGGAGACAAGGGACCUGCAGCCAGGUGUCUCCGUUGGGCCACCCAUACCCUCUGCCACCACGGUCUCCCUGGAACCUGUGGCCCGGCAGCAGGAGCCCAGUGGGGCUGGGGCCAAGGGGGAUGCUAAGGGUGCCCCCACCAUGGAGGGAUUUUUGGAGUUCCAGCAGCAGCUCUGGUCUGCUGAGAGGCAGGUCUUCGCAAGGCCAGGCUCCAGCCUCCCCUCCACGCCCAGCUGGUACAGCCUCCCCACCUUCUCUCCACAGCCCUGCUUGAGCCCCUGGGAUGGCUGCCAUGGGGCCCUAGGGGGCAGCUCCCUCAGCCUCUUCUGGGACAAGAGGACAGCAGCAGAGGUACUGGGCAGUGGAAAACAUGAAAGACAGAGGACAGGCCCACAGGGAAGAGCGGACAUGGCUGCGGUGACCCCUCUCAUGUCUUCUCAGAAUAUGGCCCCGGUGGCCACCCUUGACCUCAGAGGAGCCCAGUGUGAGAGGCCGGGGCACCAGUAUGACAGGAAACACGCCUUCUCCUUAAGGCUGAGCAGCAGGGUGGAGACGCCCUGGGCAGCGCCAUCAGAAGGGCAGGCCGAGAGCGGGAUUCCAGCCCUGAGCAGCACAGCUGGCCCUGCCCUUGGGGUGUCCUGGGGACAGUGGCCAAACCCAGCUCCAGCAGGAGGCAUGCCUGAAACACACUCCUGCCCCAGAAGUCUCUCGUCACUGUGGUCAGACGGGCUCCAUCCAGGGACCAUGCGUUCAGUUCUAGAGACUGGGAAGUCCACCAUCAAGGUGCCACCAGAUUCGGGGUCUGCCCACAGCCUGAGCCUGGAGCACCCAGCCAGACCGGGGGGCUUCCCUGCUGAGCACACUGCUGAGGGCGUGCCCGGCCUGGCCGCCCCACUCAGAUUCCACGCCUGUCCCCGGACUUCAUCACUGAGGGAGAUGCCUGUGAGCACUCACAGCCAGCCACAACCCUUGGAGUUCCUGCAGGCUGAGGGCCCUGCCCAGGCACCUGCCCCCGGCUCACCCUCCCUUCCCUCCCCUGGCCAGGCCCAAGCUGGGUCAGAGGCACCCAUGGGGUCUAGAAGAGCCCCCCCACCCCCCAACUCCUGCACUGCACCUGCUGCCAGCUCACCAGGUGGAGCCUGAGGCCCCUGUGAUGUAGCAGACACAAUCCAA